GAAUUCACUUUAUGUAUAGCCAACUAUAGUAAAAUACAAACUUUAGUGUUCACUAGUGCAGCAUAAGUAGUUAUUCUUCUAUUUUUGUAUUUAGUCAUCAUUGUGUACAUUUCAACAAUAUGACUGAACAACAGGAGGAUAAGAUGGAUUCAUCUACGGUUAAAAAACUCGUAAACCGUAUCAAGGCUUGUACAUUUCUCCCGUACCUAAAUAAAUGUGAUUGGUCCGUUGACGUAAUAUCCAGUAUAGAGGAGUUUGUUAGCACAGAUCGACAAAUGAUUUGUUUGUUUUAUGAAAACGACAUACUUAAAGCCACUUUUUGCAUACCCGAUGCUCGCACGGAUUCUAUUAUGUGGUUUCUAAAAACGACCAACAACGAAAACACACAACUGAACAACACUAAUUUCUUAAAAUUGAUUUCAUUCGGAAAAAUGGACACGCAAGUGGAGAAAACAAUGUUCUUAUUAUUAGACUCAUUGUAUUCUCCCUUUAUAUUUUCUUGGUCAGCCAGUGAAAAAGAUCAAUUUUUCGAGCAAUACAGAGCAGUUAUCCAAGAAUUAUGUUCAUUAAGAUAUAAAUUUUUAGGAAUGCCUAGUAUUUACAUUCCAACAAUAGUUGGAAAUUUUAACGAAACUUCAAAAAGUGUCAGUGAAGAAACCCUCAAAGUACUAGAAAAUAUUUUAAACGUAUAUACUUUAGAAAUUCAGACAUGCUUGAUGGACACUGAAAGAGUACCUACCAAAUGUGAAUAUAUGAUGGAACAUAUAAUUGAUGAAAUAGAUUAUUGGAAAACUAGACUCAGAAAUUUACGGUUUAUAACUACUUUAUUAAGUUAUAAGAGUGUUGAAGAAAUUCUUACAAUAUUAAAUCAACAUCAAUCAAUUCUUGUUCAUUCAUUCAACAAUGCUAUAAAUGAAAUUAAGGCAGCCAAAAUAGAAGCCAAAUCCAAUCUGAAUUACUUACAAAUUUUAUGGGAUCCAGUCAUGAGCUUAUAUGAUGUAAAAUCACCGAAUGAUAUAUUAACAAGAUUACCAGACAUAUUUGUUAAAUUUAUUUUUAUUUUUGAAGAAUCACAGUACUACAACAAAUGGUCCGAUAUAACUCGUUUGUACGAAUACCUCGGAAAUCAAAUUGUGUACAUUUGCCGAAAAACCAUAAAAAUUUCGGAACUAUUCUCUGGCAAUACGGAAAGUGUUUUGAAUAAACUGCAAAUUUCGAUGAAUUGUUGUGAAAAUUUUAUUUCAAUAUACACUAAAGUAAUUGAAAUUUAUAACUCUAAAAAUGACGGACACUGGUCAGUGGAAACUAAAGAUAUGCAUAUGUUUUUGGAUCGCUGCAAAGAUGUUAAUUAUAUAUGCAAAUCAAUAAUUUUAUUUAAAAGGAUGAACGGAAAACACCCAUUACCAAAACCAAAAUUUUCAUUUACCAAAGGAUUAGAGUUCGAAAAAGUCAUGGAAUCCAUAGAGUUAAAAUUCAAUAAAUUGAUAAGCAAUUUGGAGAAUGUCCAAAACCUAAUAUUCAACGUAAAUACCACUGACUGGUAUCAACAUGAACUCGAAUUCAAAAACGAAGUGAAAGAAUUAUGCAAUAUAGUCGAACAGCUGUUAAAUGAUGCGAUGAGUAUUACAUGUAAUAUCGAGGAUGCUCUGAAUGUCUUACAGAGCUUACAUUAUUUUUCUAACUGGCCACAGCUGAAGUCCUAUUUUCAAAAAAAAACAAACGAUGUCUACGCCAUGUUAAUUGAAGAUAUAUCAUUAGCUAUGCAAUUUUACACUGACAACAGUUAUCAAAUACCGUCCUUUAUGAUCAAAUAUUCGGGCGUUUGCAUAACUGCCAUGACCGAAUACAAAAGAAUUGAAACGCUGAAAAAUAUGAUAUCAGAACGUCCUUGGUUAUUACCGUGUUCAAAUAAUAAAAAACUCCAUGAGUUAUACAAAAAUUAUACAAUCGCCUAUCAAGAACUAUUAAAUAAUACGAUUGAAUCGUGGAAUAAUCAAUCAAAUAUUAACUAUGAGAAAAAACUAGAUAAAUAUAUUUUAGUAGGAAAUCAAAAUGAGCAAUUUUGGCAUUUAACGAUUAACAUGGACUGGUAA
Messenger RNA from Rhopalosiphum padi (bird cherry-oat aphid), 2093 nucleotides. RefSeq lists its product as uncharacterized. The coding region runs from base 120 to 2093 and encodes 657 amino acids. The record is from RefSeq and is a predicted model, not a curated record. The transcript is spliced from 11 exons. NCBI's taxonomy places the organism in Eukaryota, Metazoa, Arthropoda, Insecta, Hemiptera, Aphididae.